Hyphopichia burtonii NRRL Y-1933 is the source of this 1057-nucleotide messenger RNA. Its product is annotated as elongation factor Tu, mitochondrial precursor. Gene Ontology annotation, cellular component: mitochondrion. Gene Ontology annotation, biological process: mitochondrial translational elongation. Lineage: Eukaryota; Fungi; Ascomycota; Pichiomycetes; Serinales; Debaryomycetaceae. The record is from RefSeq and is a predicted model, not a curated record. The coding region runs from base 325 to 651 and encodes 108 amino acids. Gene Ontology annotation, molecular function: GTP binding; GTPase activity; translation elongation factor activity. The transcript has a single exon.
GUUAAAAUACAUUUGUAUGUGACCAAAACCUCAAAGUAUAUUACAAGUUUCUUCUCGUCAUUCUUUAUUUAGAUAGCUAUAUCAUAAAGUUCGCUCCAGGAUUAUCGACUACUCAAGUUCCAAACUCUAUCUCUAACAUAAGGGAUACAGUGUUUGCAGUAAGAUGCAAAAAGACCAUACUUUUACUAAGUGAAGUAAACCUCCAUACCCCAAUGUAGUGUGGCAAUCAACGAGUUUCCAAAUCACAAUUCUCAUUAGUUUUCAAACUUUUCACCAGGCCAGAAACAUCUCUUCUUUCAUUGAAUCCAUAGAAUCAAGCUCAAGAUGUUUAAAAAUCUCUCCGGUGCUUUACGUUUAUCUCGUAAUUCUAUCGCAAAGGCUCGUCCAAGUUUCGUCAGAACUUAUGCUGAUUUUGACCGUUCUAAACCUCAUGUUUAUAUUGGUACUAUUGGUCAUGAUGAUCAAGGCAAAAGCACUUUAACUGCCGCUAUCACCAAAGUUUUAGCAGAAAAAGGUGGUGCCGACUCCUUGGAUUAUGGCUCUAUCGAUAAAGCUCCAAAAGAAAGAACCAGGGGUAAAGCCAUUUGUUCUGCUCCCGUUGAAUACGAAACUGAAAAAAGGCACUAUUCCCAUGUUAAUAUAAGCCACUAGCGUUCCACAGUUUACCUACACCCACUCUUACCAUUGUGGCCAACCCCACCAUUCUCUCUCGGAUUUGAAAUGUGUGUAAAUGCCUUGCUGUGAAAGGUCACUUCAUUAGCUUUUGAUUGUGAAACCAUUAGAAGAAGCCAAUGUCUAUUGCACUAUCAGGUUGGUUUGUAGGAAAAGUGCACGCAGAGAGUCUAUUUGACUUAGAUCGUAAAUAACUCAAAUACUUUGUAACCUGUUUUUUCUUUCAUUAUGGUCCUCACAAAACUUAUAGACUACCUUGCAAACGAACAGGCGUUCUACUCUUCAAAAACCGAAAUGAUGUUGAAUACAAUUGACACCUCGAAUCUACGGCAAUGUACGCAUAUCUGCGAUAGUGUAUCGCUUCUUCAGGAUAUUUCCGAAAAGU